Sinocyclocheilus rhinocerous is the source of this 2434-nucleotide messenger RNA. It is a transcript of the gene mlh1, whose product is annotated as mutL homolog 1, colon cancer, nonpolyposis type 2 (E. coli). The transcript has 20 exons. Lineage: Eukaryota; Metazoa; Chordata; Actinopteri; Cypriniformes; Cyprinidae. Gene Ontology annotation, biological process: mismatch repair. Gene Ontology annotation, molecular function: mismatched DNA binding; ATP hydrolysis activity; ATP binding. The record is from RefSeq and is a predicted model, not a curated record. The coding region runs from base 103 to 2274 and encodes 723 amino acids. Gene Ontology annotation, cellular component: MutLalpha complex.
CUUCCACCAGCCAAUCACAGCACUCGGGAGGCGGGCGCUCGCCAUUCGCGCUCUUGGAAGUUCAGCGGGUCUCACGUGAGACUGAAUGAGUGAGAGCUGAUCAUGGCUGGAGUCAUCCGCAAACUCGAUGAGACUGUAGUGAACCGCAUCGCAGCAGGAGAGAUUAUCCAGCGGCCUGCCAAUGCUAUCAAAGAGAUGAUGGAGAACUGUUUGGAUGCAAAGGCCACAAAUAUCCAGAUAACAGUGAAAGAGGGCGGACUGAAGCUCAUCCUCAUUCAGGACAACGGCACUGGCAUCAGGAAAGAUGAUAUGGAAAUAGUCUGUGAGCGUUUUACAACCAGCAAGCUUCAGUCUUUUGAGGACUUGUCAUCAAUCGCAACAUAUGGAUUCAGAGGGGAGGCUCUCGCCAGUGUAAGUCAUGUAGCCCAUGUAACAAUUACCACUAAAACAGCCGAUGCAAAAUGUGCCUACAGGGCCAGUUACUGUGAUGGGAAGCUGAAAGCUCCAUCUAAACCCUGCGCUGGAAACCAAGGGACAUUGAUUUCUGUAGAAGAUCUGUUCUAUAAUGUGUCUACCCGACGGAAAGCCCUGAAGAGCCCCAGUGAGGAAUAUUCUAGAAUCAUUGAGGUUGUGAGCAGAUACGCCAUUCACAACUCUGGGAAAAGUUUUUCUGUCAAGAAGCAAGGUGAGAUGGUUGCAGAUGUGAAGACCCUUCAGAACGCCUCUGUGCUGGACAACAUUCGUGCGGUGUUCGGUGUAGCUGUUAGCAGGGAGCUGAUUGAAGUUGAGUGUGAAGAUCAGAAACUCGCUUUUAAAAUGAAGGGCUACAUCUCCAAUGCCAACUACUCUGUCAAGAAAUGCAUCCUUAUCCUUUUUAUCAACCAUCGCUUGGUGGAGUCUAGUGCCCUGAAAAAAGCAAUUGAGACUGUCUACACUGCUUAUCUACCCAAAAACACUCAUCCUUUUCUUUAUCUUAGUUUAGAGAUUGCUCCUCAAAACAUUGACGUGAACGUUCACCCCACCAAGCACGAGGUGCACUUCCUGCAUGAGGACAGCAUCAUCGAGAGCGUUCAGAAACACAUCGAGAGUAAACUGCUCGGCUCGAACUCUUCACGCACAUACUUCACACAGACUUUGCUUCCAGGACUUUCGGCGUCCACCAACGCGUCAAAAGCCUCUAGUUCCUCAGCAGAUUCCCAGGAGCGAGUAUACGCCCAUCAGAUGGUCCGCACUGACAGCAAAGUCCAGAAGCUGGAUGCGUUUCUCCAGCCAUCAACCUCAUCGUCUGCUGCUCAGAGCAGGUCAGAUAAAGCCUCCAGCUCUUCCACUGCUGCUCAGGGUUCAGCCGAACCAGACCACUUGGAGCUGCUGACUGCUCUGGAUGUUCUGGAGCCGUGUGACGCAGAGGAUCCACAGACAGACAGUCAGCCUCCUCCUGAUGAAGCACCACCAAGGAAAAGACCUCAUGUUGAGGAGGUGAAGGAGGAUUUGACGGCCGCCUCUCUUCCCAGGAGACGCUUCAUUAAACUGACCAGCAUAAAGGAGCUCCGGGAAGAUAUUGAGCAGCAUACUCACAAAGGUUUACAGGAUCUGCUCCAGAAUCACUCAUUCGUAGGUUCAGUCAAUCCUCAGUGGACUCUAGUGCAGCACCAGACCAAACUCUACCUGCUCAAUACAACCAAACUCAGCCAGGAGCUGUUUUAUCAAAUUUUGAUCUACGAUUUUGGUAACUUCGGGGUUCUUCGAUUGUCGAAUCCAGCUCCGCUCUAUGAUUUGGCCAUGUUGGCUCUGGAUUCGGAGGAGAGUGGAUGGACGGACGAGGACGGUCCAAAAGAAGGACUGGCCCAGUAUAUCGUGGAUUUUCUGAAGCAGAAAGCAGUAAUGCUGGAAGAGUACUUUUCUCUGGAAAUAGAUGAAGAAGGGAACCUGACUGGUCUGCCAAUGCUGCUUGAUAAUUACACUCCUGCUAUGGAGGGACUUCCCAUGUUCAUUCUGCGUUUAGCCACAGAGGUGAACUGGGAUCGAGAGAAGGAGUGUUUUCAUGACUUCGGCAUAGAAUGCAGUCACUUCUAUUCCAUAAGGAAACAAUACACACUGGAGCCGGAUGCAGAAGAGCCACAGGAUGCAGAGAUGAGCUGGCAGUGGAAGGUGGAGCAUGUGCUUUUUAAAGCACUCCGCACUCUCUUCAGUCCUCCAAAACACUUCAGUGAAGACGGCAGCGUUCUGCAGAUAGCCAGCCUGCCUGAACUCUACAAAGUGUUUGAAAGAUGCUAAGUUUUAGUAGUUGUGUAAUAGUUUUAAUGUUGUGUUAUCAAAAACGGCAGCUUUUCUACGUGUUUUCUUGGUUAGCUGACCAACUGAAAAUGACUGACAGAGAUAAUCAGCCUGUCACAUUAUUUCUGGUGUCCAGCUAACAUUAAACCAAGAUAUUUGU